AAAACUAGAAGACGUCAUAAUGUAAUAUAUAACAACGUGUUCUGCAGGGUUUUAAGUGAAUGCGACAUGAGGUGUCAAACCCCCAUUCUCAAUGAAAUCAUUAGCACGCCAAAGGUGUUAUACUCCCACCCGCAGUACUACAGUAUGUGCCACUUCAGAGGGUGAUUCAUUUACAUGUAUAGAAAGCUGUUAUUUAGAUGCACACAAUGAUGUUCCACAACCACUGAAUGGCUCGUGCUAUUUUUUUCUUCUCCUCUACUAUGGGCGCAUCGCCAUGACGUCAUCGCCCCAAUGUCAACAAUGUAGCAAUUUAGAGGAGGCGCGUGCUGGAAAUGCCACAAUCAGCAAAGAGCAAAGCAAAAGCACGCGGUCGCGGAUGAAACUCAACGCAGACGGAGAGCCAGCGUUCAUUCCUACCGCUGCACAGAAAACACAAGUCGUUUUGCAGAGCGCCAAAAAGCAGGAGAAGAAGGAGCAGGAGACCAUGUGAAAAGCGUCUUCCAGCAGAUCAGCGUGCAGGACCAACUGAAAGUUUAGGCUCUGAGCAAGGAAUGUCUAUGGAGGAGAAGCCUGACACUCCCAUGUAUGUGUACGAGUCGACAGUGCAUUGUGCGAACAUCCUCCUGUGUCUGAAUGAGCAACGGCAGCAGGACGUCCUGUGUGACGUGACGGUGCUGGUGGAGGGCAGGGAGAUCCGCGCGCACAGGGCAGUGCUGGCAGCCUGUAGCCAGUAUUUCUCACUGCUGCUGCGGGGACCGACAGAACACGAGCCACUCAUCAGCCUGCCAAUGAAGAUCACAGAGAAAGGCUUUGCCCCUCUGCUGCAGUUUGCAUACACCGCCAAGCUGCUCCUCAACCGGGAUAACAUCCAAGAUGUCAUGCGCUGUGCUGAAUUUCUGGGAAUGCACAACCUAGAAGACUCCUGCUUCCGCUUCCUAGAGGCCCAGAUGAAGAGUGAGCUAGAGGGCACCAGUCCCCCAUCAAAUCAAACCCUGCUCCAGAACCACCAUAAUAACAAAACAGAGGAUGCAAAAGUGCAGCUGAGGGACUCCAAACCACCACUGUUCGGAUCAAGGUUGCAUUCUGAAACGGAGCAAAUGAAAAUGCAUCAAUCCGACCAACCUCAGCCCUUUGACCUCCCUCGCUAUCCCAAAUAUAGGAAGUACCAUCAGGUUCACGCCAAGCACAACACAAGCACCUCUUCGCACAGCAGUACCUCAAGCUUACAAGGCUCCCUGCAGGACACCGUCACCAGCAGCAAUGCCCGAGGCCUGGAUCUCUCCAAGGUAAAAGCAGAACCAGUCAAUGGGGAAGUCUCUGUGCCGUUAGACUUGUCUGAGUUGGAACAGAAUGGUCCGGUCAGGGGUAAAGUAAUUGAGAUGGACAUAGAAAUGGAGUUUGAUGGAAGGCAACUUAGUUCAACACCCAAUGAAUUCCCAGCAAGCAAACGAUCACCGGUGUGCCUGCGCUCCCUUGUUAAAAAGGAAGUCUCAUCUUCAGAUCAUUGUCUUUCCACUGACCUGCAGCUUUCCAGCAGAACUUCUCCACUUCGGGAACAACAGGUUGUCACAGUUCAGGAACAACAGGUUGACUUCCAAAAGGACUAUCAGGCUUUUAUUGGAGGACUCUCGUCAAAGAAAUUACCCGAUGGAGUGUCUCUCAAAUCGCUUUCUCUUGAGAGGAUUUGUUCACAAGAUCCCGAACAAGAGAACGACAGAAAAAGUGUCAUCUUUUCCUCUCGAGGCCCCUACCAUUUGGCGCCCACACAUUCAUAUCCUGAUGAGAGUUGUUUGGGGCAGGAGACUCCAGAAGACCUGUGGGCAGGAUCCAGCCAGUCGUUUCCCUGCACCCAAACUCUGUCCCCAACUUCGUCCUCUCAAGAUCCCUCUUUGCCCUAUCGCCGGCACCCUAAGAGCAGUUGUCCGGUGCCCAUUAAAAUGUGUUCCCGCUCGACUCGUGCCGAUAGCCAUGUCAGAACCUCCAGCUCAUGCUCUUCCUACUCGUAUGCAGAGGACGGCAGUGGAGGCUCUCCUUCCAGCCUGCCCCAGUUCGAGCUCUCUACCUCUCCUUGUUCCACCAUGGCGCGUUGUCUGGCCCUCGAACACCGGGAGCAUAGCACGUCGGGGCCACCAAAAAUCAAGUGCGAGAAGUCAUACGACACUAAUUCCAGUGACGAAUCUGGAUCUUUUUCUGAUGGCGAUAGCGAGUCGUUUGCCACCAAAGAGCGCACACAAGAGGUGAAACUGCCUUUUUCAGUUGACCAGAUCACCGAGCUUCCUCGUAACGACUUCCAGCUGAUGAUAAAAAUGCACAAACUGAGCUCAGAUCAGCUGGACUUCAUCCACGACAUGAGACGCCGCAGUAAAAACCGCAUCGCAGCCCAGCGCUGCAGGAAAAGAAAGCUGGACUGCAUCCAGAACCUGGAGCGGGAGAUUCACAAACUGGUCUGCGAGAGACAGAAGCUCUUAACCGAACGCAGUCAGCUGAAAACCUGUAUGGGGGAGCUUUGGGAAAACUUCUCGUUUUUGUCUAAGGAGGUCUGCAGAGAGGAACAGCGCACUCCUCGAUCACAGUAUAAUCCACACACAGACCCAGUUUUGUCAGGUACAGAGCUUCAAAUCUCCCUCAUUCCUAACAGUAAAGACAUAUCAGACUGCCAGACAACCCAACCGCCACAUUUACACCGAAGAGCGGACAGGGACACAGAGCCGUCCCAGGAAAACACCGCCUCCAUCAGGUCUGAUGCCUCACAGACAGGCAGCUCCAGCGUCACUAUUGAUUUCUGCCAGGAAAUGACGGAGAAGUGUACGACUGAAGAGCUGCCUGAGAGAAACUGAGUCUGGUAGACUGCAUUUUGGAACUUUUAAUGUGAAUAUUGGUUCGAUAUUUUUUGUGUUACUUUUUUUUUUUUGGAAGUGUUACGUUUUGUUUGACUGUACUGGGUCAUGGUGAAUAACUCAAGGUGUUUUUGUAUUUGUGUGCUGCAUAUGGAUGUGUUCUCAUACAUACAAUAUGGAGGCUUGCUUGAAGCUAUGGAAUUUUUAAAAGAAAUCAAAAGGUAAUUACAACUUUUUAAAGUCAUAGUUCUGACUUUUUUCCCUUACAGUUGAAAGUUUGUAUCAGAAUUGGGUUAAAUAGACUCUCAAUUGUAAGUCCUUUUUCGCUUUAUUGUUUUUUUUUUAUGUUAAAACACAACACAUUUUUAAAAAGUGAACUCAUUUUUAGGUUAAAAUGCAAGCAGUUUUUUUUUUUUUUUUUUAAGAGUUUGUUGCAGAAUUGGCUUGUAGAAACUCACAAUUUUCAGUCCUUUUCCAUCCAUCUUUUUUUAAGUUGAAACACAACACAUUUUUUUUUAAAGCACAUUUUAAAGUGAGAACACAGGCAAUUUUGAAAAAUAAAACACAUUUGUAAGUUAGAACAAGCUAUUUUCUUUUGAGUUUUGUUGCCGAAUUGGGUGAUAUAAACUCUUUUUUACCUCCAUCAUUGUUUAUAGUUAAAACAGAGCACAUUUUAAAGUUAAAACACGGGCUAUUUUCAAAAUUUUUUGUUUGUUUGUUGCAGCAUUGGGUUAUAUAAAGUCACAAUUGUAAGUCCCUCAUCCCUCCAUCCGUUUUUUAGUUAAAACACAACACAUUUAUAAAAAACAAAGCACAUUUUUAAGUUCAAAAACAAGCAAUUUUAUAUUUUUUUAGUUUGUUGUAGAAUUGGGUUAUACAGUAUAAACUCACAAUUGUGAGUGCUUUUUCUCUCCAUCCUUUUUUUUGUCAAGUUAAAACACAUUUUUUAAAAUGCAUAUUUAAGUAAAAAACAAGCAAUUUUAUGUUGUACACAAUUGUGAGUUUAUAUAACCUAAAUAGUCCUUUUUUCACUCCAUCAUUUUUGAAAGUAAAACACAAGAAAUUUUCUAGUUGUUGUUUUUUUGUUUGUUUGUUUUUUUUUUUUUGCAGAAUUUGCUUAUAUAAACUCACAAUGGUAAGUUAAUUUUAUUUAUUUAUUUUUUGAUAAAACAAAGCACAUUUUUUGACCAAAAACAUUUUUAAGUUAAAACACAAGCAAUUUUCUUUAUUUUUUAGUUUGUUGCAGAAUUGGCUUAUAUAAACGUACAAUUGUAAGUCCUUUUUCCCUCCAUUGUUUUUUAAAGUUAAGACAAAACACAUUCUCUUAAACAAACUUAACUUAUACUUUAACUUAAAAAUGUGCUUUGUUUUUAAAAAUUUGCUUUAACUUAAAUAAAAAAAACGCAAGGAAAAAGGACUUACAAUCAUGAGUUUGUAUAUAACCCAAUUCUGCAACAAAUUCUAAAAAUAAACAUUUAAAAUUGCUUUCGUAAACUCACAGUUGUAAGUUCUUUUUCCCACAACACAAGACAUUUUUAAAAACAAAACACAUUUUUAGCUUAAAACGCAAGCAAUUUUCUCUUUUUGGUUUGUGAGUUUGUUGCAGAAUUGGCUUGUGUUUUAACUUUAAAAUGUGUUUUGUUUUAAAAAUGUGUUUUAAAUUAAAAAAAGGAUUGCGAUAUAAAGGACUUACAAUCAAGUUUAUAUAACUCAAUUCUGCAACAAAAUCAAGUUAUUAAGUUAAAACACAAGCAAUUUUCUAUUUUUUAAAAGAUUUUGUUGCAGAAUUUGUUGCAGAUUUUUUGUUGGCUUAUAUAAUCUCACGGUUAUAAGUCCUUUUUCCCACCAUCGUUUUUCUUGAAGUUAAAACACAGCACAUUUUUAAAAACAAAACACAUUUUUAAGUUAAAACAAGCAAGAAUUGGGUUGUGUUUUAACUUAAAUAUGUUUUGUUUAAAAAAUGUGUUGUGUUUUAACUAAAAAAGGAUUGAGGGAUAAAGGACUUACAGUUGUGAGCUUAUAUAACCCACUUCUGCAACAAACUAUAAAAGAAAAAUUGCUUAUGUAAACUUACAAUUGUAAGUGCUUUUUCCCUCCAUCAUUUUUUAGGCUAAAACACAACACAUUUUUUUUUUGACAAAACACAUUUUAAGUUGAAACACAAGCAAUUUUCUUUUUUUUUUUAAGCAUUUUUCUCAACUUGCGAUUUAGAAACUUGCAAUUAGGAGUUUGUCUUUAAAAUCUGAGAAGAAUUGGGGGAAAAUAAAAAAGAGUAUAAAGUCAGAAUUACAACAAAUAGUCAGAAUUGCAAAAACUCAAAACUGCAAGAAUAUAAAUCCAGAAUUCCCAAAAAGAAUAACUCACAACUGUGAGAAACUAGCUUGCAAUUUUCAGAAAUAAAUCAGAAUUGUGAGAAAAUUAUAACUGCAAGAAAUGAAGUCUUAUUUUUUCGCAAAAGACUGGUUUUUGCAAUCCUAAGAUCAAUUAAUUUAAAGGAAAAAAGUCAAAAGUGUUGAUGUAAAAACGCUGAAUUCUAAAUUAUAGUGAUUACUUAUUCUUUUUUAUUAAUUCAUAUGGCAGAAACAAGCUUCUAUACAUGCUAAAUAAAAAACUAAAAUAAUUCAUGUCACAUUUUCUGCAUUUGUAUCUGGUUCUCAGAUUUAUCUCAGGAAAUUUUAAAUCAAUCAGCAUAUGCAAAAGUGAUACUGAAAGUGUCUGAAAGUGUUUUGUAUCUACUGUGUGUUCCAAGCAUUCCUUGCGUGCAUCAAGAAAAAAAAUAAAUAACAGAAAGGAAGCAGAUGUUCACCUGAAGCCGAGCAAUCUGUUUGUCAGCAUAGAAAAAUGAACAUCUGAUCAGAGAAAAUAGCGGUCAUAAAUCAUAAAGCAGUUUCAUCAAUAUUGACGAUUAGCUGCUAAUAUGAUUGUCCCCUCAAGUAUUUUUUACAUUUUCCACAGAUUUGUUUUCUCUCUCUCAUGCUCAGUUUUCUAGACUGUUAAAUGAUCGAUCAGAUAUGCAAACUUUAGUGAAUUCACUCAUGUUGGCAGCUCAAAUUGUGACCUCUCCCAACUGAUUUGAUUCCGUCAGGACAGUAUGCACAUUAUCCUUUUACUCCUUUAAAAAAUCAUUGUGGUAGAUAUAUAUUAUUUUUCUUUCUUAUGUUUGAGAUAUUUAUUUUUGGGGAAUUUUUAAAGGGUUAGUUCACCCAAAAAUUUAAAUUGUUAUAAAUUACACUCGUGUCAUUCAAAAGACCUUUGCUUUUCUACAUAAAACAACUUGAGAUAUUUUAGGUGAAAUUUGAGAGCUUCCUCAUCCUCCAUAGAGAGCAAAGGUAUGAGACAUUUAAA
Messenger RNA from Danio rerio (zebrafish), 6182 nucleotides. Lineage: Eukaryota; Metazoa; Chordata; Actinopteri; Cypriniformes; Danionidae. The record is from RefSeq and is a predicted model, not a curated record.